Lipotes vexillifer (Yangtze River dolphin) is the source of this 1467-nucleotide messenger RNA. RefSeq names its product stabilizer of axonemal microtubules 5 (gene SAXO5). Bases 1 to 1467 code for a protein of 488 amino acids. The transcript has 10 exons. NCBI's taxonomy places the organism in Eukaryota, Metazoa, Chordata, Mammalia, Artiodactyla, Lipotidae. The record is from RefSeq and is a predicted model, not a curated record.
AUGGCCGCGGGAGCCCUCUUGCCGUGCCCAGUGCACUGGCUGGAAUUCCUCAAGGCCUCGCACUUUGCGCUGGGGCCCGACCCGCGGCUGCACGCGGACGCCAAGCAGUCCGCGUCGCGCCGGGACUUUCCCGCCUACCGGAACGUUACCCGACGCGCGCUGGGCCGGCCAGAAGCCCCUGUCGGAGACGCACUGGCGUAUGCGCCCCCGUCACCGCUGCUGUCAAGGGAGCGGGAGCGGGAACUGGCACGGGAGCGCACCCUCGCCAUGCAGGCCAGCGACCUGCACGCGCACGCGGACUCCCGCGCCCGCACCGGCCUCUCCCCCGCGCGCGCCCACUGCGGCAGGCCAGCGCUUCCGGAGCGCGCCAGCGAGCGGAUCCGCGGUGCGCGCCUCAUCUUCGACAGCGACUCGGUGCCGUCCCGCGACCGAGCCAAGCUGCCCAUCCCGCCCAGCGCGCACCAGGAGUUCUUCUCGCUCCACGUUUGCCCGAAGCUCCGCGAGCCCUCCUGCCACUUCGGUGACCCUGCGACCUUAGUAUGGGAGCACAGGAGACAGGAUGACAGCGCCUCCUACCAGAGACAGUUCCAGGCCCUUCCAGGCCCACUUGCCUUGACGUGUAAGAGGGCCUCCUCUAGCACAGAACUGGGAGACUUCAAGACUGGCUAUGGGCCCAUGUGUGCAGAGCAGAAACAAGCCUACAGGCCCCAGGUUCUGCCCCCAGACAGGUAUGACAAGGCCCAGGCCUCAGGCCACAUCCACUGUGUGAAUAUUCGACCUGGAGAUGGCCUCUUCCACGACAGGACCACCAAGGGUGAACACUUCUAUGCCUGGGAGCCAGAGCCUUUUGUUCUUCACCACGACCAGACUCCGGAGUCGCACAUCCUGGAAGGAAAUGGGUGCCCUGGUCCGGGCAGCCUCACCACCUCCACGCACUUCGUCCAGGGCCAGCCGCUGCCCGCGACCAAGUCACCCAGCCGCCACGUGCCUCAUGAGAAAUUGCAGAGUCACAUAACCCUAGGGGAGCCGUCGCUGCUCGGACAGUUCUUCCAGACCUCCAUGGGCACAGACUAUUUACCCCCUGGGAUGCAGAAGCCGCCUAAAGCGCUCAACCUCCACUUGCUGCAGAGCAACCUGCCCCAGGGCACAGGCGAUGAGCAUUUUUUAACCAUGAACCAGAAGAUGCUGAAGCCACACAGAAUAGCUCCAGCCUGCAUGACUGAGGAGAUGCUACAGUGGUGCAAGUAUAGCCACUUGGAGCCCCCGCUGGGUAGACAGCUCUUCUACUCAACCCUAAACAAGGAUGAGUUUGCUUUCAAGUACCAGGGCCCAGCAGUGCUGAGACGGGACGACCUCCAGGAGAGUCCUGUGCCCCUGGGCUCCCCUCGCCAGUGGGGCUGUGGGGCUGGGAAGGCGGACCCUCGGGCCCCCCAGACCCCUACCUACCCAUGCCGCAGCCGGCAAUAA